UGUGUACGAAUGCAACAAAAAAAUUGUAUCCGUUACGAAUUCAUUGAACAUUUUUUUAUUUUUCUCGUCGAAAUGAACGAAUGACAAACAAAAUGGAUUUUCGCAACUCGAAUCGUUUGAACAUUUUUGUAAACGUGUUAUCGGGGAAUUUUUUGCCGAUGACGAGUAAGAAAACGAAAUUACCGAUCCUUUUCAAAAUCUAUUCGAUCAUCGUUUGGUUGAUAGAAUUAGUGUACUUCACUGCUUGUAUUUUCGGGCUGUUUUGCGUCCCAAGGGAGAAAGCGUUGAAGGACGGCACGGUAAACCUAAUUGUCUUGCUUGAAAUAAUAGUGUUAUCAGUUUACUUGCACAGUCGUAAGAAUUUGUUGCAUGAAUUAAUUGGAAAGUUGAACCAUCUGAUCGAGGAUAAUGAAAUGCUACGAGACAUCACGCUUAGCAUAGCGAAGCCGAUAGUGAAGUCGUUGACAAUUUAUACAAUUGCCAAUACCACUGCAGUUGUUGUUUGGAUAGCGUUGCCACUUCUUGAAAUUCUUCGGAAAAACGAGUUCUAUUAUUCCGAUUACGGAGUACCAGCCGUUAUAUCCAACGAGCCUUUCUCAACCGGCAUUUUCAUCGGUGGUGUUGCCCUGCAGAUUCUUGGCGCCGCGUAUACGAUAAUCAGAAAAAUUGGUUUGGACUUGUACACGAUGCAUUUCAUUAUUUUAAUGACGGCGCAGUACAAGUAUCUCAGAAUCAAAAUUGCAACGAUAUUCAAACAGGAACCCGAAACUUUGUGCAACAAUAUUGUUAAAAGGAACAUCUCGUCUGGGAAUGAAAGAACGAUCAGCCAUGAAAUGAGAUUGUUAACCCGCCAUUAUGAAACUGUGGUUGAGAUGGCUGUUAUGUUGAGGAAAUUGCUUUCCCCAAAUAUUGGAAUUCUUUAUGUAGAAUACGUUUUCCGGUUCUGCUUUAUAAGUUUUAUGCUUGUGACGACUGUUGGAUUCUUUCCCGAAAAAUGCUUAUUUAUAAUGUAUGCGCUUAGUCUACUGAUACAGUUUUAUAUAUUAUGCUACUCUAUUCAAAAGUUAAUCGAAGCGAGUGAAACUGUAACAGACGAUGUAAUACAUGAGAAGUGGUAUUUCCACGACGUAUCAUUGCAACGGGCAAUUGUUAUGAUGAUUUUGACUAAUAAACUAGAGUGUAAAUUGUCUAGUCUUCAAAGUAUUGACUUAACUUUACCAUCUUUCAUGUCGGUCUUAAAUCAAGCAUAUUCGAUAUGUUUGUUGUUUCUAAAAGCAAGACGAGAAUAAUUCAUUUCCGCAGAACAUGACAUAAU
Molecule: messenger RNA, 1315 nt
Organism: Frieseomelitta varia
Lineage: Eukaryota; Metazoa; Arthropoda; Insecta; Hymenoptera; Apidae
Exons: 5
Coding region: 81-1289 (402 amino acids)
Biological process (GO): detection of chemical stimulus involved in sensory perception of smell; sensory perception of smell
Cellular component (GO): plasma membrane
Molecular function (GO): olfactory receptor activity; odorant binding
Source: RefSeq, a predicted model, not a curated record